UAAUAAUAAUAAUAAUUUUACGGAGACGAAGAAUAAGGGGGAGGAGGACAAGAAGGGAAAAGAGUGAAGGAGAGUCACUAAGCGAUCCUAUGUCCCAGAACACAGUGGCCUUAUCGCGGUACUAAACAGUGCGCAGUUCCUGAGAGGCCCCCUCGGUGCCAACAGAUUCUGCGAGGGAGGGGGCGAGGGGCACUUAGCUUAUUCCCGGGCGGUGAUCGCGCACCUGCAGCGUGGGGCAGAUUUACAACCAUCCGAGACCCACCAUGUAACAGACAUCAACACAUCAUUUUAACAUUCGAGAGUAUUAACACAUUACGCUUUAAGUAAAGUUAAUUUUUUUCCACGAAGGUGGAAUUUAGUUGAAGGUCCAUAUGCUAAACUAAACAAAAUCCAUAGGCUGUUUUAAAAAACAAUAAUGGUUGUAAAAAUAAUGUAGGCUAUGUUUCCGUAAGGAGUAUUGCGGUUCGAGUGCCAUUUGCUAUUAUAACAAAAUAAAGUGUAAUUCAACAACAAGAAGAGGAACAAUAUCAACAAUAAAAAUAAUAAUCACAUCGCACUUAUUGUUUGUUAAAAAAAUAAAUAGAUAUUGGUUACGAAUAGAUCUAGCUGUUGGUGUAUGUUUUUAUAUAGGCCUAAUGUGUUACGAGUGGGCCUAACAAUAGGCUAUAGUACCCGCUGAUAACAGGCCUAGGCAAAAUCUCCACAAGAUUCUUCGCGAUUUCUAAAUUACAUUAUUUUACUAAAUUGUGCUUAAAUUAGGCCUAUGUGUGUAAAAGCUCGCCAGUCUCACGUUCUUUUGUUUUUCUUUUUGACAGUUUCCAGGCUUCUUAUACGGUCAGUGGAUUAAACGUUGAUUGAAUCAAUAAAGUCCUAAUCCUUGUGGGGUUCAAUCAGUACAAUUAACAAGUCAUCCCGUCGUUAACCGCUCCACACUUAAUCAGUGCAGACUCGUGGACGAAUUGAUGAAUAACAGUAAUCACCACUGUCAUUUUGAAAUCACAAGGAUGCUUUUGGGCAGAACGGGAGUCCAUCCGCACAGUCAUCAAGGCAGUCAAAACAAUUUACCACUACUUAAAGUCACCGAUGGGAGCACAGAGCAGUCUGCGUCCCACUCCUGGCAUUUUGGCCGACAGCAUGCUGCCCCGCCUCGGCCCGCCCCCUGCUACUAUAACGUCUCUGUUCCGCAGCAUUAUGGCACAUUGGACUGUUUUCCACGAAAGCCUUUAAACCAGGCGCCCUCAGAUGUAGUACGCGCAUCACACAGCAGCAAGCAGCAGACACGCUUUCUCCGAUUCACAUUUGGCUUUUUUUAACCAGCUGUUGCACUAAAACGUGUUCAUGUUUUCGACAAUGGUCGCCAAGUUGACAUCGCUGCAGCAGGAGCUCCUGAGCGCUUUGCUGGAAUCCGGAGUCACCAAAGACGUCCUGAUCCAAGCCCUGGACGAUCUGGACCCCAGUCCGUCCGGCCUCAAACACGAGCAAUCAUUGAUGUCUCCGACUAGCGCAGCGACGAACGGCAGCGGGUCGGAUUCAAAGACCACGUUUCGGGCACUGGCAAACGGGCACGGCAAAAGUGGCAAGUGCUCCGGAGAUGAGGGAUCCGAAGACGGCGACGAUUUCGACACGCCGCCUAUUCUGCGGGAACUGCAGUCCCUCAACACGGAAGAAGCGGCUGAACAGAGGGCUGAAGUUGAACGAAUGGUGGCCGAGGACCCCUGGCAUGCAGCCCGCACCAUCAAGAGCUACAUGCAGCAGCACAAUAUCCCCCAGCGGGAGGUGGUGGACGUGACACGGCUCAACCAGUCCCACCUGUCACAGCACCUGAACAAGGGCACACCGAUGAAGACGAGCAAGCGGGCAGCGCUCUACACCUGGUACGUCAGGAAACAACGGGAGAUCCUCCGACAAUUCGACCACGUGCAGAGUUCAGAAGGCACUGACCCAGACAAGGCCAGUGAGGAUCCGGUGCUGUUUCUCUUCUCAGAGUUCGGCGACCCCGGCCAGGACUUAGGGCGGCCUGCCGGCGGGGUGGGGGCUGGCUCCGAGCCCGUCAGCAAGAGGAUGAGGCGCAACCGCUUCAAGUGGGGGCCUGCCUCCCAGGACAUCCUGUACCAGGCCUACGAGCGGCAGAAGAACCCCAGCAAAGAGGAACGGGAGGCGCUGGUGGAGGAGUGUAACAGGGCAGAGUGUGUGCAGAGAGGGGUUUCUCCUUCUAAGGCUCAUGGCCUCGGCUCCAACCUGGUGACGGAGGUCCGCGUCUACAACUGGUUCGCCAACCGCCGCAAGGAAGAGGCCUUCCGGCAAAAGUUGGCUAUGGAUAGCUACCCUACACAUGGCCUCAACUCCCUGCCCUCUCAGGCUGGUGUCUCCCCUCCUGGAAAGAUGCCAGAUGUCCGAUACACUCAUCAAGGAGCCGGUGAGGUCACUUCCUCUACAACAGUUGGUCACCAUGGCAACAGUGGAAUGCCCAGCACUCAGGCGUUGCUGCAGCAGGUGUCCCCCGGUGGCCUGGACCACAGCCUGCUGUCACCUGGUCCAAAGAUGCUGUCUGUAUCAGGAGGAGUGCUGCCCCCAGUCAGCACCCUGACCAACAUCCACGGACUGUCCCCCACCCUGUCACACAGUUCUCAGCAGCAUCACUCCCAGACCCAGAGCCUGAUCAUGACUAUAGCACAGAGUCUGAACUCAUCGCAGGGAGUACCGGUCAUCAAUAGCGUAGCAGGGAGUCUGACUGCGCUGACUGCGCAGCCGGUGCAGUUCCCUCAGCAGCCACUGCACAGCAGCCACCUGUCGGCCCCACCCCUGCAGGCACCAGGUCACAUGGGUCAGCAGCCCUUCAUGACUGGUGUCACGCACACACAUAUGUACUCCCACAAGCAGGAGCCCCCCCAAUACAGUCACUCCCCCCGCUUCCCCUCCGCCAUGGUGGUGACAGACACCAGCAGCAUCGGACAUCUCAGCUCCAUGGGUUCCAGCAAACAGUGCCCUCUGCAAGCAUGGUGAGCACGUGCAUCCGAGUUUCUGGUCGCCUGGCAACAGGGUCCUGCUGUUCCACUCUGUCACCACGGCAACCUCAGAAGCUGCCCACCCGAGGGCGUGGCCUGUCCGCCAAUUAGCCCCGACCGUGGCUUCUUGCCUAAGUCGUGGAGGAUGGCGAGAGUGGGAUGCCCAGAAGCGAAUGGCUCUUUUUGGCAGGAAAAUGGACAAAAACCCACCUAUAUAGCUGUUGUCCUUACAUAGAACCUCAAAAAAGAGAAGCAGACUGGAGAGCAACAGUCUACAGAGUGAGAAUGGACCUGCAACCCCACACCCAUGGGCCACCAAGGACGAAUUGUUUUGUAUAUAAUUGUUUUGGAAGUAAAUGUGACGCUUUAUGGCAUUUUUAUGGCAUAGAGGUGAGGGCGCUUCAUACGAGCACAGCCACGGAUUCGCACCCUGCUUCCGGCAACUGGAGACUUUGGACUCUCAUGACCCUCAACCUCAACUGUCUGCUUGUUAACAUUUUUUUUUUGUUUUUAAUUAAAAUAUUUAGCUGAAGGCCACAAAAUGAAUUUCAGUUGAAUUUGGAGCUCGCUGGAGGUCAGUGCGUGUACUGUGGAGUCUUCCUCACACAAUGAACGGGGGCAGAUGAAGAUUAAAGACUUUACACGUUUUUUUAAAGGCUGUCCUGUCGUUGACAUGCUGUUUUGUCGGAAGCCGCAAAACAGCCGCCCGUCCCAGGGGACCGUGAGACGGCCCCACCGCCUGCCUUGCAUUUACGCUGCCAUUCCGAAUAACGGAAUCACAGUUGCUACAGGAGAAGAUAAGCAGUGCAACAAAAUGAUCUUUUAUGUAAAUGAAUCUUUAUUAAAACCCAUAUUUAUACCGUAAGAAA
This is a messenger RNA of Brienomyrus brachyistius, 3874 nucleotides long. Its product is annotated as hepatocyte nuclear factor 1-beta-A-like. Gene Ontology annotation, molecular function: DNA-binding transcription factor activity, RNA polymerase II-specific; RNA polymerase II cis-regulatory region sequence-specific DNA binding. Gene Ontology annotation, cellular component: nucleus. The transcript has 9 exons. The record is from RefSeq and is a predicted model, not a curated record. Gene Ontology annotation, biological process: liver development; pancreas development; positive regulation of DNA-templated transcription. Bases 1339 to 3003 code for a protein of 554 amino acids. NCBI's taxonomy places the organism in Eukaryota, Metazoa, Chordata, Actinopteri, Osteoglossiformes, Mormyridae.